UCGCGAUAGGCUCCGUCGAAAUCAUAUCGCUUUUCGACGCCUUCUUAAAAGUAUCGCGACGCUUUCCCAAGUUUUCCGCGCCAAAGUGCAGCGUCAAUACAAAAUAUUGUAAACAUUUUAGCAAAACAAACUACAAAAUAAAUUCAAGGUGAUUACUAUUUGCAUUAUCCGAAUAAACUUGGUUUUAUCUUAGAAAGGAGCAAAUAAAUCAUACCUACUUAGAGUUUGAUAGAAAAAAAAAACAAAGUAUGUCCUGGUCUACAUUCGUACCAACAAAUGGACAACUUGCUACUGACGGAUGGUGGCUAAAUACAUGGCAAGAAACUUUCGGCUAAAUAAACAAAAAUAUAUUGGAAGAAUAUGUUACGAUUUUUGAUAAUCGCCAGCAUUAUUUGGGUCGCAAAUGGAAUGAUUUCCUGUGAAAACGACGGUUUGUUCGAAGAUAUCAUCAUAACAUCAUUUGUAGAUGAAAAUCGUUACAUUCGGCUAAAUAUUUCUUGGGACAAGCCAAAAGCAAAUUUUGCAAACUUUGAAAUGAUAAUCAACACUAAUUGUAGUGCGUUGUAUGGUGAUAGAAAUAUUUCAGUUAACCAAGGUUAUGUUAUUCAACCCAGCAUGGAAAGACUGAAACAUCCAGCCGAACCACUACAACAUGGAUGUGAGUAUGAUUUUGAGUUGCUCGCAGAAAUAUCCUACGCAAAUGAAACUUGCAUAGCGACAGAAUUUUUACAGUAUGCAAUACCUGAUUGCGUAGAUGAUGUUUGCGCAUGCGGUAUAGCAAACUCUCCUUACGUCUACAAUGAUUCUAUAUUAUUCACCGAUCAUAUUUAUAAAAUAUUUUUUAAUAAGACUGAUAGAAUCACGGACCUAACUUUAGAAGCUGUGUUUGAUAAGAUUUGGUACACAAAUUUAAAUUCCAAUAAGACAAUGUCGUUUGUGCAACCAAGCCAUAUAACCUUUGACAAUGCCAAUAAUGCAUUCACUUUACCUUUCCAAGAUUUUAGAGAGGGUAACACUUACAUAGUCAACAUUGAUCUGCUAGUAGAUAGUUGCGAUAUUCAUUUCACAACAAAAAUAGAAGUUCCUAAAGAUUCUCUCAUCGUUCUGCAAUCGUCAUCAUCGCAUGGCUAUCUACUAUACAUGGGAGCUAUUCUAGCAUUGUUUCUAACUACGGGUUUUACUGUGGUAAAGAUUAAACCUCAAUUCUUGGUUACACUGAAACGUUAUCUACCAUUUGCACCUGAUAGUUUGCCAGUAGCAUAUACGGCUGAUCCAACGUCUGCAGUUAUACCAAGACCAACGAAGGAAGUUAUCAAUUCUCAGUACACGCCUUUGGAGUUUAUAGUGAACUCCCACAAAUUCGAUCAAUUUGAGAUUCCAAGAAAUAGAGUAAAUAUCAAAAAUGAAAUUGGAGGUGGAGCAUUUGGAAAAGUUUAUAAAGCUGAGGUUUAUAAUCUUGACAACAAGGCUGGUUAUAUUUUAGCGGCUGCCAAAAAACCAAUAGAUUCUGCCCCAUCAGAGGAGAUAGCAGACUUCCUUAGGGAAAUAGAAACAAUGAAGAAAAUUUCUCAUUCCGGUGGACAUGCAAACGUCAUCAAGCUUUUGGCCUGCAUCACUAUCGACUCACCCUACAUAAUGGUUAUGGAGCUGGUACCUUGUGGCUCCUUGAAAUCGUAUUUGUCAAAUUUGAGAAAAGUCUGGGACGACCGGAAAAAAAAUCGAAACAAGAAAACUAAUAGACAUUUUUUUCCAGAUCACAUGAUUGUCGAAAAUUACCUGCCAGGAGUAACGGUGACAGAGAUUUGCGAAACCAAAAAGCUUAAAUACAGCGACUUGGCUUUUGACAACUAUUCUGGAAGUACUCAAAGUUUAGAAACAGACUCGUACAUAACCCCAGAUACUCCAAGUACUCCGGGCUCGCCCCUUGAACGGCUGCAGCCACCAAGAUUGCACGAUAGAAGAGCAACAAAAUCUAAUAAACGAAAGUUGUGUAGUAAAAUGAUGCCAGUUUGUGUGGCAGCAGCUACCCCUAUGAGUGAGAGUUCAACUAGUUCUAGUGGGUUACCGUCUGUAACGGAUACACUUUUGACCCCAUUGUACUUGGAGCCACCAACUCCAUUGAUUGAUUUGUCAGAAAAUAAGUUGGAGAGAGUAAAACCGGUAUUAGAUAAUAAGGAACUUCAAGAUUUCGCUCUACAAAUAGCUAGUGGUAUGGCAUUUUUGGAAAGUAUUGAUGUCACUCAUAGAGAUUUAGCAGCUAGAAAUAUACUAGUCAGCGAGAACAAAGUACUGAAAAUUUCAGACUUUGGUAUGUCUAGAACAGGUAUUUACGUGAAUACCGCUCAAAAAAGACAACCCUUAAGAUGGAUGGCACCUGAAGCCAUUGAAAGUAGAAGAUGCGAUAAUAAGACUGACGUAUGGUCGUUUGGUGUUGUCUUAUGGGAAAUUGGCAGUUUAGGGGCAUUUCCAUACAAAGACCUGAGCAACGAACAAGUCAUAGCUCAUAUACUUCAAGGAAAACGCCUGGAUAGGUCGGAAACGUGCACUGACAAGCUUUAUCAAUUAAUGCAGACCUGUUGGUACCAGAAUCCAGACGACAGGCCAAGAUUUGAAGAUAUUGCGAGACAAUUGGACACCAACAAUGGAAAGAUUUAUGUAGACUUCAGUAAAAUUUCUCCGAAAUAUGUUUUUCCGCCCACUCAGGAAGAUAUCGGUUGAUACUAUAAUCUAUGUGCUAUAUCCAUCAAAUAUUGAAGUUUCUGCUUCCUUACAUAAAAGGAUAGACUUGCCAACUAUUAUAUUUACCAAAUUAAUAGUAACCUAAGUAGUUAUAUUAGUUUUUAACUGUUUUUCAUGAUAUUAAUUUUAGUAUUAAGUGUGACAAUUAAUCAGAAGUGUUUUGUAGUCAUUGUACAACGUUAUUAUUUUUUUUAAUAAGUAAAAAAUUUUAUUUUCA
This is a messenger RNA of Ceutorhynchus assimilis (cabbage seed weevil), 2956 nucleotides long. Lineage: Eukaryota; Metazoa; Arthropoda; Insecta; Coleoptera; Curculionidae. The record is from the annotation of a GenBank genome assembly.